UCGGCUGCCAAAAUCCUGCCAGCCCCCCUCCCCGCCCGAGCGCCCCUCCCCGCUACAUUCCUGCGAGGCUCCAGCGUUGGGUGGGGGCAUCGAUGUUUGCCAUGUGCCAACCGGAAUUCCCCCUCCAUCCACAGCUUGGUGAAGUCCAGGGAAAUUCACAGCAGGAUGUGAUCUACCGUAACAAAAAGGACUCCCAUCCAGACAAGAACCUCAACUUCAUGGAUGAGAAGUCCUAUGAUAGCAAUGAAAACUGGAGCCAAUCCAUAUCAAAGGUGCAGAUACCAGAGGAAUGGGAGCAAUGGAAUUACAGUGGGAUAAAGAAGGUACCUGAGAAUCGGACUGAUCUAAUAUGCCAACAGAAAACAAAGAAUUGCUCCAGAGGCAUUUCUCAGAACCUAAAGUCUGAUGACAACUUCCUGGGUUUAGAGGAGGAGAAGGAAGGAGAGGAAGAGGACAUUCGUAGACCACCCGAAGGUGCUGAGGUCAGGAGUCCAGAACAAGAGACCAACUGCCAGGUGAAGGUGAAGGUAAGAGGGAAACUGGCCAGGUCCCCUCAAGAAGAUAAGGGUUGUUCCAGCAGUCAUUGGAUUGAUAGCCCUGAGAGUGAUGGCACCAAUGUUUGGAAGAUACCUUCUGUUACUGAUGAAGACUGGACAUGUAACACUAAGCAACAAGCCUCCUCUGGUGAUUUUGACAGUUCUUCCUCUAGUUCUGAGACCUUCUCCCCAUCACUGGCAGAAGCUUUCAGGAACAUGCAGGAGAAGGAGAAGUUCAAAGAGUUGGAGAAACAGAAAUAUCGCAUCCACUUAGUGAUGUAUCGCCGCCUGGCCUUGCUACGCUGGAUUCGCAGCCUCCAACAGAAUGUUGCUGACCAGCAAAAUCGACUGCAGGAGAGCUUUGACACUAUCCUGGACAACCGCAAAGAACUUAUUCAACAUGUCCAGCAAGGCAUGGGGCACACCAAAACCUCAACUUAGGGAGAAUUGUAAAAAAAAAGCCCCCCCUUCUAUCUCUUCAUUUCUUAGUUUGGCCUCCCAAAUAAGGGUCAUCAGGAUCAUGGUUUGUUUGCAAUUUGCCCCAGUGGACUUUUCUCGUGUUUGAUGUUCCUCCUAGAACACAUCAGAAAAUUAUCAGCAAGUUAGUCAUAGACACUCCAGGACGUAUUAUUUAUGUGGACACAUAAUUUUUGUUCCAAGAUAUUUUCCAAGAUGCAUCACUUCUGGCGGUGAAUGUAUUAUAAAUACAACUUAGAGUGAAACAAAAUAAGAGAUGCAGGUGGUAUUAUGAUGAAUAGAGCCUAUGGCCAUGGAGAAAAGCUGAAAAAUUGUGGACAUAUAGGCUUAUAAAAUACCUGCUAAGCAUCUGAGAUGGAAAGAAGCUUGAAAUGGGAAUUUUUUAAGUCAGUUAUCAAGUUUUGUGCUACUAACUGGAUAAAAUGUUGGAUGCUUCAAACCAUGAUACAACUUGCAUGGCAUGACAUCCUUAUGAUACAUGAGGUAGUUCUGUACCACUAUUUGAUAACCACCCCGAACUGCCAAAUUUCUGUUCCUAACCCGCCUGGCCAUUUCCAUACACUUUGCCUUAUUUAUCAUCCUUGUUAGCUAGACUCCAUCCUUCUUGCUAUGAACAAGGGCUUUGAGUUGGUUUGCUAUCCAAGCUUUCUAUUCUAGGUUUUGCUAGGCAAGCUUUCACAUCCUGCUUCCAGGUGCUUACAACUUUUUCAGCCCUUAAAGUUCAAACCUAUCAGCAUGCAAAACAAGAAUCUGGAAACCAAAGAUCUGAAAGGCUUUAGAAUAGGCAGGAUUCUUCUCUCCAGCCUUGUAUUUGGUUAAUCUACAUCUGGUUCUUUCCUUGGCCCUCAUCAACUUAUCAAAAUGGGAUGAUGCUGAAUUUGAAGCUGAUUUUGUGAACCAAUCAACAUAUGCCCCAAAUGUAACCAACCCAACAAUCUAAAUUGUAUCUCCUGUUCUUCAUCUGAUCCUUGGUGUAUGUUGAACCAAGGUUGGAUGUCAACAUAAAAAAAUCUGUGCCCAAGUUGAUUGAAGAAAGAGGAUCUUGUUUCCUACGUUUUGGACAAUGACCUCUUUAAAUUAAAACCAGAAGCACGUUUCACUUUACUUCCAAAUAAACCAAACCUUUCCAAGAGUGUAUUCACCUUGGAGACCAAAUAUGAUUGUGCACAUAACUGCAUGCAUGUUUGUUUAAAAAAAAACAAAAGCAGCAUGGAAUAUUGUAACUUUCAAAGUAACACAGUUGUAUGUUAACUUCCAGAAAUCUUCAUCACUAUCUAAAAUUGAAGCCUAGUAGCCUCUUGAAGCCCAUAAAUUUUUGCAUAAGUAGAGUAAUAAUACAGGUACUUCUCAAUUUACAACUGUCGUAAAUCAUGGCGGCUGUAAAGCAGGUCACCUAUGUGAUUGAACUAAUUUUAUGACCUUUUUUGGUGGUCAUUAAGCAAAUGCUGUGUUGGUUAAGUGACCCCAUUAUUCACCAUGGGCCAUUUUUGUCCCAAACCAGAAGUAAAUGCCACUUCUCAAAAUCUUUCCUCCUUAAGCUGUUCAUUCUCUUGGAAUGAAGAAGAGACAUAUAUCUCAUCCUUGUGCCUCUCAAUCAUACCCCACACUGCCCUUUAAAAAAAACAAACAAGUGUGCUAUAUUUCCUUGAAUUUUAUUUUUAUAAGACUAAUUCCUGUCUUCCACAUCCAGAAAGGCUAUAGAAAUUGAAUUAAAUGUCACACAAUACACUGAAGAGAUACCUAAUCCUGUAAGUAGAUUUGCAAUAAUAUAACUACAAACUACUGUUCUCUAGUCUACAAUGUUUGGUGAACACAAACUCUGAGCGACUUGCUAACAAAACUGGCUCCUCUUUUAAGAUGAGUUAGAAAGUUUCUGAGAGUGUUUGACAUUUUCCAAAAUAUCUAAAUUAGGGAAUAUCAUAUGAAAAUAUUUGUUUGGCCAAUUGACCACACCCAAUUUGCUAUUUCUUUAGUAUGAUAAGCUGUCAGAUUUAUGUCAAAGUUAAUAUCCCCUAGUUCUUCAGUAUAAUCUACUGACCUCAGUUGGUUCUGGUUACCUUCAAGAUUAAUAGAUAUUUCACCCAGCAUCUUUUUGGUGGAAGUGAAAUUUAUUUUUUUAAAUAUUUUACAUAAUGUUUAUUUUAAUCUUCCUUUCCUGCAGAUGAUUCCAACUAUGAUAGAAGUAGAGAUAUACGGAUGUACAUUUCCAGUAAUGGAUAUCGCGUUGCGGAAAUCCUUCUCAAACUGAUUUUUUUUAAAAAAACAUUUAUGAUUCAUCUGUGUAAAGAGACUUGUCUGUUGCUUUUCUAUAUUUUUUUUAACAGAAUAAAUGUAUUACAAAGUAUAAUAUAGGAUAAUGAUGUAAACUGAUUUUACUGAUUGAAGCAUUUGGGUAAUUAUUGCUAUCGCUAGUACAAAUCAGGAGUGAUAUGCAUGUUCUUUGAAAGAAGAUAAAAAUGUCUAUAUUUGGAGACAUACUUUGCAUCUUGAUUAGUAAGCUCCUACCUAAGGCAUUUUGUGGGUAAAUGAAAUAAGAUUAUAGAAUGAGAAUGCAGGUGGCAAUACAUUGGAUGUAAAAUUUC
This is a messenger RNA of Thamnophis elegans (Western terrestrial garter snake), 3595 nucleotides long. RefSeq names its product chromosome 12 C1orf216 homolog (gene C12H1orf216). The record is from RefSeq and is a predicted model, not a curated record. The transcript is spliced from 2 exons. The coding region runs from base 93 to 977 and encodes 294 amino acids. Lineage: Eukaryota; Metazoa; Chordata; Lepidosauria; Squamata; Natricidae.